AUGGAGACGCCGAGCGUGCGGUCGGCGGUCGAGAACGAUGGGCGAACGCGCGAAACGGACGACGGAGGGUUGACGAUGGAAGAACGCGCCAAGUUGACCGUGCUCGCGGCGAAGAGCGCGAUCUCGAGAAGGAAGACGCUGUGGAUCGGGGACCUGGCGUAUUGGAUGGAUGAGGCGUACGUGUACUACGCUUUUUCGAGCGUGUGGAAAUCUCUCGCGCACGUCAAGCUCAUUCGAAACCGAGCGACCGGCCUGAGCGAGGGAUACGGCUUCAUCGAGUUCAACUCUCGCGAUGAGGCUGAAUUCGCUCUCAAAACUUUUGUCGGGCAGCCAAUGCCGGGAACGCUGCACGGGUACACGCUGAACUGGGCCGUGCCGAAGUCCGGGGCGUCUGCUCAAACAUCCGACGAGUUCGAACGACAAGUAAACGAGAUGAUGACGACGAAAGAAGAUGCAGUCAAAAUGUAUUCCGCGCCGACAACGCCAAAGCAAAGCGAAGGAAGCUCUCGCUCCGUGCUGGCUCCGAGAAGCGAGUCUGGCAGUUCUGAAGGCUCCCCAGAAAUUGAGGCUGAUAUGGAAGAUGAAGCCGACAUACAAGAUGAAACCGAUAUCGUGGACGAUGGAAACGUACAAACUGCGGAUUACAGCGUUUUCGUAGGCGAUCUUGGCUCCGAUGUGAACGAGACUAUUCUAUGCGAGCACUUCAAAUCAAAGUGCUCUACUGCACACAACGCUCGGGUUGUCGUUGAUCUCAAGACGUUCCGACCGAAGGGCUACGGCUUCGUUGACUUCAAAACAGAGAAAGACUACAUGACCGCUCUAUCGGCGUUUCAAGGCUCGCGAUGUGGCUCAUCUGAUCGUCAAAUGCGUGUCUGCAACGCGUUCGAACGCAAGCCAGAGCCCGUCAUCGACGUUACGAAGUUCCACGACUUUGAGGAUAUGGAUCCACAAAAUACGACAAUAUUUAUAGGUAAUCUCGACCAUAACGUCACGGAAGAACAUUUACGGGUGGUCUUUGAAGAGUUCGGUGAAAUUGCUUACGCCAAGGCGACCCCGAAGAAGGGCUGCGGGUUCGUGCACUUUUUUGACCGUCAAGAUGCGACUGAAGCAAUUGAGAACUUACACGGGAGUAUGAUAGGCUCCAAGCGGGUCAGAUUGAGCUGGGGGCGACACAAUGCGACCAAAUGUGCGAUCGCAUCGAUGUACCAACAGCAAUAUCCGCCCGUCCAAUCGGGGAUGUACAUGGGCGGCGUCAUGCCGCCGAUGGUGCCCGGGAUGGUCAUGCCCAUGACGAGCGCGGCGAGCGUUUGGUCCAUGUACGGUGGAAGCAUGUACGGCGGCAUGAUGUCGGCCGUCAUGCCCCCCCAGCAUGGUCCAGGUCCUAUGCCUCCACCUGAUAUGCCUCUACCGAACUGA
Ostreococcus tauri is the source of this 1416-nucleotide messenger RNA. Its product is annotated as Nucleotide-binding, alpha-beta plait. The coding region runs from base 1 to 1416 and encodes 471 amino acids. The transcript has a single exon. NCBI's taxonomy places the organism in Eukaryota, Viridiplantae, Chlorophyta, Mamiellophyceae, Mamiellales, Bathycoccaceae. Gene Ontology annotation, molecular function: mRNA binding. Gene Ontology annotation, cellular component: cytosol. The record is from RefSeq and is a predicted model, not a curated record.